CCCUCUACAGCCAAGAGGUGGCAAUAGCCUUGGCAGGCAGAUCCCUAUCACUUUCAGUCUGUACUCAAGCCUCCAGCACAGAGGAAGCAUGAAUCUUGCAGCAUGAACCUGCCCAUCGUCCUUGCCACAUUUGGAAUUGUGAUAGUUCACCCUAUAUCAGAGGCUGUGUUUCCUGCACUUUUUGACUGCUGCACAGAAGUAGCCCAUCAUAUUCCCAGAAGAUGGCUAAGGACAGUGGCAGCGUUUGACAUUCAGAAUGGUGGCGAUUUAUGCAAAAUAUCCGCUGUGAUCAUUCACACAAAGCACAAAAAGCUGUGUGUGAGCCCCGAGAACAGACAUGUGAAGAGGUGGAUGAAGCAGGUGGCCAAGGGUCGCUGGAGAACUGGCCAUCACCCCAGGAAGAGAAAGAAAGCCAAAAAGAGAAGGAAAAGUGGGAGGAAAGAGCCCUGUCCCAGCUGCUGAAGCAACCAUAGAGGUGCAACCAUCUGUACUGCAGACUUUGUCACCUUGCUGCCCUCCAGAUGUUUUGGACUACAGUUCCCAUCAUCCAAAGCCCACAUGGAGAAACAUCUGGAGGGCACCAGGUUGGUGAAGGCUGUUGCCCUGUGGAAUAAAUUCAGGAAGCAUCUCA
Molecule: messenger RNA, 631 nt
Organism: Lacerta agilis (Sand lizard)
Lineage: Eukaryota; Metazoa; Chordata; Lepidosauria; Squamata; Lacertidae
Gene: CCL28
Product: C-C motif chemokine ligand 28
Exons: 3
Coding region: 103-462 (119 amino acids)
Biological process (GO): immune response
Cellular component (GO): extracellular region
Molecular function (GO): chemokine activity
Source: RefSeq, a predicted model, not a curated record